Messenger RNA from Dovyalis caffra, 1305 nucleotides. Lineage: Eukaryota; Viridiplantae; Streptophyta; Magnoliopsida; Malpighiales; Salicaceae. The record is from the annotation of a GenBank genome assembly.
AUGAAAACCGGACUUUACUCGGCUCAGUUUUCAACUUAUUCUCAGGGUCUUCCCGAAGUUAAACUGAGUGGUGAAGAGUUAAUGUCAAAGGUGCUUAAUAGAAGAUGGAUGUUGCACAUCCCGGAUACUGAAAUUCACCGAAUAAAGCUUUCUCCAUUGCAACAACUAAACAGAGAUGGACCAUCUGGUAACUUUUCCUUGUUGAACCAUACUAAACUAUGUUUUGGUGAUGACUUGGUGGAGAAAGGCAAUGAGGAUCCUUUCUUCUAUGUUGUAAGGGAUGAUUUGUUGCAUCCGUUGGUAAAUGGUAAUAAAGCGAGAAAACUGGAUGCGUUGCUUCCCCUCCUUGCAGAUCAUUCUGUGACUGAUGUGGUUACAUGUGGAGGCUGUCAAAGUGCACAUGCAGCAGCUGUUGCUGUUUCAUGUGCAGAGAGAGGGAUAAAAUCCCAUUUGCUUCUGAGAGGAGAGCAGCCUGAAGUUCUGACUGGCUAUAACCUAAUUUCAACAUUAUAUGGAGAUAUCACAUAUGCUCCUAGAUCUAUUUAUGCCCAUCGGGUGAAUAUGUUGAAGAACCAUGCUGAUUUGGUGGCAGGCAACACUGGUCAUAUUUUAUGGUGUAAUGACAUACUUGAGGCUUCUUUAUCAGCCCAAUCUAGUACUUCAAGCUCUGGGCACGUAGAUGCUCUUGGAACCACAAAGAACCAUCACAAAAAGGUUGCAAUCAUCAAUGAAGGAGCAGGUGAUGUUGCAGCAUUACUAGGUGUCACUCGCCUACUGCAGUAUUUGUGCCAGAAUCAUUUAUUUGGAAAAGAGAGACCGAUAAAGUUGGUUCUAGAUGCUGGCACUGGAACGACAGCCAUCGGUUUGGGAAUUGGAGCCCUAUGUUUAGGGCUUCCAUGGGAGGUAACUGCGGUCAUGUUGGCUGAUACAAUCAAUUCAUACAAAAAACAAGAGAAAAAAUUAAUUUCUGAUUUCAGGACACUAUUUGGUUUUCAUCUUACUGACCACUGCUUAAAUGAAGUAGAUGGAGUUGUUCACUGGAUAGGGCGCUGCCAUCAGAGAAAAUUUGGCAAUAUUUUGGAAGGAGAAAUAGAGACAUGCCAACGAAUUGCACAGCAGACUGGUAUUCUAGUGGAUCCUGUGUAUACUUUGGCUGCUUGGGAAAUGGCGACGCAGCUUAGCAAGGAAGAAAUGGAAGGGGGUGCCCAAGUGGUGAUGCUGCACACAGGGGGCACUCUAGGCAUGUUUGGUUUAGCACAGAGGUACAAACCUUACUUCCGUAAGCUCAAAGAUGGAUUAUCCUAA